Molecule: messenger RNA, 3842 nt
Organism: Electrophorus electricus (electric eel)
Lineage: Eukaryota; Metazoa; Chordata; Actinopteri; Gymnotiformes; Gymnotidae
Gene: cxxc5b
Product: CXXC finger protein 5b
Cellular component (GO): nucleus
Molecular function (GO): methyl-CpG binding; zinc ion binding
Source: RefSeq, a predicted model, not a curated record
AUUCGCUUUGUAAAAGCGUCAAAUGACUCGCACGAAUGCAACAUUAUACCUGUCAAAGAUUAUUGAGCCACGAUGAGUUGGUGGAAAACUUUUACUAUUGUAUGAAUAUUCGGAUUUUGACCAUUCACGCAUGAGGCUGUUUGAAAUAAAAAUGGCUUUGACCACUCUGGAGGAAAGCCCUGUUGAUUACCGUAGCCUUACUGCUUAGCUGACGCGACGCUUGUUUUUAAUUAGCCUGAAGAAACUGAUUGACAACUGAUUUGAUUUAUGGGUAUUGAUCAUUUGGUCACCUCGAUUAGGAGGGUGCAACCUACGUUUAGCUAUUGUUCCCGUUCGAUGAGCAACCCUCUCCGUCGCUCUAUUGUCCCUCGCUCGUGCGCUGUUACGUGCGGGAGUUUGCCGUGACCCCCUGCCGCAAUACGCGACCGGACGCGACGCUUUUGUAAUCGCGUGUUCCGAUUGUGGUUUAGCCUACGUGGGAUCGUUCGUGUUAAACAUUUAAGAAUUCUUUCAUUAAAUAGUUUUGGUUGCCUUUUUGUUGACCUUCCAAACAGUUGACAGAAACUUCUCUGCUGGUCAUAUCAAUCAUUUACCCACUGCCUUCAUUUGAAUGGUAUGCACCCCGCUCAGAAGUCUUUGUCCUGCUUUACCUGCUGAUAUCGCUAGGAUACCUGUGUCAUACCCGCUUUAACUGAGUCUAAUGUCUGUUUUUUUUCCUGUGGUACUGUGACCGAUUUUUAAUACUUUAGCUAUUUGAUUCAGUUGUCGGAUACCUAAUUCUGGCAUAGAGAAUGACUGAAAAUAUGACUUGUGGUAUUAAGUGUCAUUUUCGAGUUAUAUCUAAAGUCGCAUCUUUUCAUUCUCUCUUUAAUGGAACUUUAAUUAGCUCUCAAUAAUGUCAAAGAGUCUUGGUGUUCCGAAGCUUCUCACAUUAUAUAAAGGUUAAUUCUCCGAGCCCGUGCGUGCAAGCUGGGGCGCGUGCGUGCGUGCGUCAGUGGCGCGGGCGCGCACGCGCUCGCGUGUCUAGGUGGGUAGGCUACCUUGACAGUCUGAUUUCUCUCUUGGCUUACCCCCGGGGGCUUCGCGCCGCAGCUCGCGGCUCGGUUAGUCCGCAGUCGAACACACCUACGUUUGGAUAAGAGCUUUUUACUGAGGCUGAAGCAGGAACCACUGCAAGCUAAGGUCUUAACAGCGGACAGCCCUAGAAAAUGCUUGUGAGUGCAGCGUGCUGUCAUUUGUAGAUGUGCACUCUGAUUGGCUGACUCUUCACCUCUGCAAGCAUCACCCUCACUCACGCACCAAUCAGAGUGAGAACAUUGCUGCCCUCUGCCUUUGCCCUCCACCCCUCCUCCCUCCCUCCCUCCCUCUCUCUCCCUCCCCCUCGUGCUGUGGGCCAUGUCUGGCAGUGGGGGGUUGAUGGAGGGAAACCAAGCUAGAGAGGAGGAGGAUGCUCGGGACAGCUGCUGUGGUGAUGAAGAUUCGUCGCCCGUGGUGGAGAGGCGGAACCGGAGCGGCAUCAUCAGCACGCCGCUCAGCAAGAGCCUCAAACACUCUCGAGCGCUCUCGCAGUACAUCGCCACGUGCUCUGCUGCGGCCGCCGUGGCCACCGCUACCGCUAACGCCAGCAGACUCGCCCAGAGCGCCUUAGUGCCCGCGGGGGUCAAGCCGAACUCAGCGGCUGCCCAGCACAGAGCCCAGCUGGGACUCACCAAACUGGACCGAGGGGCUCUGGUGUCUGGCCUGCUGGACUCUCCGAGCGGGCUGCACCUGGCCCAGGCCGCCGAGCUCUUAAGGCGCGCCAGCAUGCUGCUCCCCGACUCCUCCGGCCUCGGAGUGGGCGGGGACGUGGAGGCGGUCUCGGCUUCCGAUUCGCUGGGGAGCAUGACGGACUUCCCGUUGCUGAGCAGUGCCGGCGGGGUGGGGGCCGGCUUCCCGUUCCACCCAGGCCUCUUCAUCAUGACGCCAGCCGGAGUCUUCCUGGCGGACAGCACGCUGUCACAGGUGACGGGCGCGUCUGAGCACCGACAGGCCCACGGCGAGGUCACAUCGGCUGCGAGCGCCAACGGCAAGAAGAAACGCAAGCGCUGCGGCCUGUGCCCGCCCUGCCGACGCAGGAUCAACUGCGAGCAGUGCAGCAGCUGCCGCAACCGCAAGACCGGCCACCAGAUCUGCAAGUUCAGGAAGUGUGAGGAGCUGAAGAAGAAGCCAGCUGGAGGACUGGAGGUGAUGCUUCCCACUGGAGCUCCUUUCCGCUGGUUUCAGUAGGACGAGGAGCGUGCGGACUUCCUGCCUAGCUUAAAAUAACAGACUGCCAAUCCAGCACCGCGACGCCACCGCCCUUCGGACUGCUACGGGCCUGCGAACACUGGCCACAAAUAAAGAAAUACGCAAAUAAUCUCUCUGACCGGGGAGAGAAGGCACUACACGAGAACGAUGCUGUUUCUUCUCAACCAAAAAUAAACUGUCAUGGCAGCAUGUCAUUGUUUUGUUGAGGUUUUUUUUGUUUUGUUUUGUUUUAUUUUGUUUUGUUUUGGUCGUCUAGAUUCCGUUUGACGUCCAUUUGACGUCUUAUUUAGAGUCUUGUCCUUCACAGGACACUGUAGGAACUCUUCACCACCAAACAGAAAAUGUACAAUCAUGUUCCUUUCUGUGUUUUGUGUUCCUGUCUGUCUGCGUGUGAGGGAAUGCUGUAUUUGCGUUAGCGAAUGUGAACGUAAGACUCUGUUUUAAAGCUCGUUUGUAAUUCUGAGCUCUGUUGUAGAACCAGUGUUCGUACUGACUGUCCCUAGACUUGGAUUUGACUUCUUUUUGGUUUGUUUUUUCGUUUUUUUUUUUUUUUUUCGAGAGGGAAGUACUAGGCGUGUGUGUACGCAGUUGGUCAUAGAACUUUGGUUUUCAAAUUGCCGUUUGAUAUCAAACCUGAUAAAAAAAAGACAAAGGAAAACAUAACGUAGCAUCCCUUUUGCAAAACGCGCAGAAAAAAUCUUUGAUUGUUAUUUUCUGUAUUGUGAAGUGGGUACAGUGUGGCUGUUAGACGAUGGCUGGGGCGCAUGGAAAAGGGGGAGGGGCCCCGCAGGUGACAUUUCCACAUCACAUCCUUCCUUUCCACGCCUCGUCACCCUGCUGGGUCCUGAUUGGUCAAGCGGAAUCAGGGUGUUGCUGACAGGUGCAGGCGUCAGAGCGGGGAGCAGAGGCCAGUGCUGGCCCUCAGCCUGGCCAGCCGAGUCCCGGAGGUUUCCAGCCGUAUCCCAGAGGUUUCCAGCCAUGUCCUAGAGUUUUCCAGCCAUAUCCCAGAGGUUUCCUGCCGUGUCCCAGAGGUUUCCAGCCGUGUCCCAGAGGUUUCCUGUCGUGUCCCGGAGGGUUCCAGCCGUAUCCCGGAGGUUUCCUGCUGUGUCCCGGAGGUUUCCUGCCAUAUUCCGGAGGUUUCUAGCCGUGUCCCAGAGGUUUCCAGCCGUCCAUUUGCUAGCCUACCAUGUUCCUUCUCUUCCAGAAGUGUAAUCCUAGACACUGAGGCGGUAGAAAAAGUCCCUCCUACCUGCCCUGCAGCCGCACAGUGGCCGCCAUUUUGACGGACGACCCUAUCUGCUCUGUUAGCUCCGCUGGUGUUGUGUCGUGUUUGCGCAGUGUAGACUGGACGGAGGAUUCCCGGGCAUGGAGCAGUAGACUGCCAGGUUCCAGCAGUGUGCACGGGUCUUCACGACGACUCCCAUGUGUCCGCAGCCACCGUGCUGGAGGCUGUGUUUGUAAACAGAUUAAAUGAAUGCAUGUAUCUGUGUCAGAAAUCAGCAGCUCUGAGGUUGCAGUUCCCCUCAGCUUUGGAAUAAAUAGAGGUACCAACAAAA